CCAGUUUGUUGGCUGUCAAUAAAGUACCUAUCUUUCAAUAUGGCUAUUCAUACCCUCUCAUUAUUGCAAGAAGCGUGCACGACGUUAAACCCCAUUUCACCCGACGCCAUAUACAAAAAGUGAGUACUUACAAAUUACAUGCUGUAUACAUUCAGUUGUGAGAAACAGUUUAAACAACAAGAUGACACGUCUGACGCGGCAUGGCUGACUAUUACUAGAAUACACACAGCAGACAGACAAGUUUAUCUCAUGAACCCUUGUUGCAAAAUGGACACAAUGUGGACAAAUCUAGGAAAUAACACUCCAAUAUCGGACGAGACUCAAGCUAGAGACAGGUUCUCUUGAGGAGCGGAGCACGGUAUAACAGCAUCUUGUAUUUCAAAACAAGUUUCAGCUUAAAAUGUUACUUUGAGUACAGGCAGAUUGCACUAUGGCCCACAGGCGGACAACGAGCGUGUCAGAGGACGAGCCCGUGUACAGAGUGGUGCGUCCAAAACUCCACACACCAUACCUGUUAAGAACUGACCCAUUCAACUCCAAAAUUACUCCUAAUGAUCUACACUGGGCUGCAGAAAAGGGAAACAUCAACCUGCUGGCGCAUCUCCUCCUUGAGAACCACGCUACUAACAUCACCGACGCCUUUGGCCGUACACCCCUCCACGAGGCAGCGGCGAACAACCAGCUGCAGGCCGCUGAUUGGCUAAUGUUCCAUGGUGCAGAUCCACACAUUAAGGACUAUGAAAGUCACACGGCCAUGUCGAUGAGCAAAAGCGAAAAGAUGACACAAAUACUGUCCCAGAACCCGCCGAGCAAGAGGCCAGAAACUAUCAUCCUGAUUAAGGACACAACGCACGACGUGUAUGCCCUGGACGUGUUGGUGUUCACCGGGAACCAGUUCGGCCCUGAACCAUCCUACAUGACCUGCAGAAGACGGUCGCCAUCGAAGAGCUCCCUCAGGCACAAACUUGCAAAAGGGGAACACUUCUGGCGGGAUGUAAUUGAGUACAAGAUGUCGCAGGUCAACUCGUCCAGUGUGGUGACAGUUAAUCUGUUGGUUGCCGACCUUCCUCCUUCUACCAAUGAACUGAUCCUGAAGAUAGAAGGAGUGGGUGGCCAUGUCAAGGACGUCAAGCCAGGAAUGGAUAAGUUCUUUAUAACGGACAAUGAAGUCUGGGUAUGCCAAGUUCUUGUCCAUCUGAACAAGUCUGGGUCAAUUGGUUUAUGUUCUCGACCAAAGUCAGAGGUAAUGUCGAUACCACAGGACGGUGGUCAAGUGAAGUCCAGGACCAACAGUGGCGUGAAGCUCAGUGUUCCUCCUCAUGCGUUCAAGCGACCGGGCAAUGUGUUGCUGACAAUUGAAGAGGUUCCAGAAAUGGAGAAAGAAGACACCAUUAUAUCCCUUUCCCAUUUCUACAACAUGGAACAUAGCUCUUGUUCCAGAGCCUCAGAGGAUAUCGAGAUGACUCUCCCCAUCCCGAGUGGGUACACGGGCGACGGGGAGAUGGUGGUCCUGUCGAGGCCAGGGUCGGCGAUCUCAUCUGAAGGGGAAGAAGAACAAGAAGCGGAGGAGGCUGAGAGAUGGGAGGUAAUGGAGGCAAAGGUGGAACCUGAUGAAGGCAGGGUCAGAUUCAAGACAAACAACAUGGGCAUUAACGCACCAGUUGAAGUUGAGAAAGGUGCAAACAGAGAAGACAUCCGAACACAGACUGCAAACAUAUACUCGAAGAGAAAAGACUGCCAUGUGAAAUUUCUGGUUGUUGGGAAAGUCCUUGGUUUUAACCAAUUUGACAUUGUGGUAGAGUGUCUAAAACCAGAUCAGAUAUAUCUCCGUCUUGAUGAGUGGAAGAAGGAAUCGUACACACGACUGAGAGUCAGUGGAGACUUUCCCUCUAAAAUGAACCAAAAAUAUCGCCUUGAGCUCCAGGGAAAUUUGAAGUGUUUAUACAGACUCAGUGAUCUUCAUCUCGAACUCCUGCCUGGGCAAAUGAGUCACCAGAGCCUUCUUGUGGAAAUCCAAAAUGUAAGCGAUGCCCCAAAUGGAAGCAUUGCGGUUCACAUGGUGGGGCACAAUGGAGUGAGCGUUGUUACACAGCUGCCUCUUCUGUUGGGAGAACAACUGCAAGAAUCUUCACAAGCAGCUCGAGAGGACAAUGAGAAUACUGCACGUAAAACUUCUGGAACAAAUCGACCUCGAGUUCCUGACAAAGGAAAUGUUAGGUCCAGAAUACCAAGAAGAAUUAAGUCAUACCCAGGUGAGAAUGGAACGACGGUAAUGGAUGAUAACAUGGAAAGACCAUUUGAGAUAUAUGAAACCACUGAUGACCUACUUCCUCAUGAUGGUAAGCCUCAUCAGCCUCUAAACCAACAACACAUGGGUUUGCAUUCUGGUUUGGAUGUUCCAGAUGCAAUGCCAGGACUGUCAAGUAAUGAAGGCACAGCCCCCAUCAGGCAAAGCAAAGUCAGUUCCCACACCCGUUACACACAGAGAACGGGAAGGUUUGACCACCAUGUAGUGUAUGAUAGGGAUCAGUCAGGAAGACCUAUGGACUCGAGGCGAUCUAGUAUCCAGCCCAAUGCAAAUAGCAGACGUUUAUCGAACGCCUCGGGAGUGAGUCUGCCUGCUGGGGUUGGUGUUACCCUUGGUGGUGCUGCAGCCAGUGAGGACGGAGACGUACAAAGUGUUUAUGAAGGCUAUAGUGGGAGUGAAGGUGUACGUGGGCGCAUCACUGAGUCGAGGACGUCGUCCCUAGCUCAGCAUAUUCUCAGCACAGCUCCUGCAUCGGAGGACCCUGAGUCGCUGCCUAUAGAGGAAGGUAUCAGCGCUCCUGUAUCCAACAGUUUCCUUGCAAGCUUAGUAAAGGUCAUGUCACCGGAUUUGUUGCUGUUUGUUCAACUUGGAUUACAUGAUCGCGAGAUCCAGAAAAUAAGGAAGGACACAGCCACCACAGACAUUGAAUAUACCAUGUUUGUGAUGUUGGACAAGUGUCGUGAGAAGCGAGGAGACAAUGCUGCAUUCCUACAUAUGCUGCUUUUAGCCCUGGAAGACUUCCAACAGAAUGAUACCAAACAGUGGGUCGUGAACCGUAUCAAUCGAUGGCUAGACACGUGUCCCUCUGGAGAUCAAGUCUUUGUUCGAAAGGUUCACUCCAUUGCCCGUCGCUUUCGAGAAGCCUAACAUUUUAGGAAUCACUUUGAACUCUGAAUCGCAUUGAGUAUCACAAGUACAGAAGCCGCCAUCUUUACGAAACCAAAUGCAAUCUGCAUAUUAAUACUGAGAUACGGUUAACUGGGACAAUGAUUGAAGAUAUUUAUUUACCUCGCAUUUAUCCAUAAGAGUUUUCUUAGAAAAUACAACAUAUUCUACAUAAUAGUAAUACUGAUUAUGAGUACAAAAAAAGUCCAUUUAUGAUGCCCCAAAUUCCAUUCACCAGUGACCCGUGAAGAUCCGGGGUAGAAUAGGUCUUCAGCAACUCGUGCUUGCCGUAAAAUGCGACUAUG
Haliotis rufescens (red abalone) is the source of this 3498-nucleotide messenger RNA. RefSeq lists its product as uncharacterized. Gene Ontology annotation, molecular function: protein binding. The record is from RefSeq and is a predicted model, not a curated record. Gene Ontology annotation, biological process: protein localization to ciliary inversin compartment. NCBI's taxonomy places the organism in Eukaryota, Metazoa, Mollusca, Gastropoda, Lepetellida, Haliotidae. The transcript is spliced from 13 exons. Gene Ontology annotation, cellular component: ciliary inversin compartment. Bases 431 to 3175 code for a protein of 914 amino acids.